GCUCUUUAAGCUCCGCUGUCGCCACACAGAGCAGCCAUUCAUCGGCACCACAGUCAGCCACACACUCCCAUGUCGAACCACUGGACAGCUCAACUGGAAUAAAUCGUAAAGACGCUUCUGAGCCGCGGAUUUGGAUACUUUACGCACGGCCAUGGAGUUGGUAAAGGAGCAGUGACCACUCGCUUGAAAGACGACAGUAAACCUAAUACAGCUGAAAGACGUUGUUUCAACUUAAUUUGUUGUUAAAGACAAGAUUGAGUAAGAAUGUCCGGUGAGGAGCAUAGCCUGUCUGAGGCAGAAUUGAGUCCCGGAGGGUCUGAAGAUGCUCACUCGCUGUCGCCAGCGCACUGUGGAACGGUGGGCACCCAGGACUCGCCUCUGGGCGGACAGCAGCAGCUCACCACCCUCUGCGUGGCUGAAGAUUCAGAGGACGGGGUCCAGUCCAGAGCCAAAUCGGACGAAGAGGAUGAUCGCUUUCCCAUUGGUAUCAGGGAGGCAGUGAGCCAGGUGCUGGACGGUUACGACUGGACACUAGUGCCAAUGCCCGUGCGCGUCAACAGUGGAAGCAAAGCUAAGCCGCACGUGAAAAGGCCGAUGAACGCCUUUAUGGUUUGGGCGCAGGCCGCGCGCAGAAAGUUAGCGGAUCAGUAUCCACACCUGCACAACGCCGAGCUGAGCAAGACACUGGGGAAACUGUGGAGGCUGCUAAACGAAAACGACAAGAGGCCAUUCAUCGAGGAGGCGGAGAGACUGCGGAAACAGCACAAGAAGGACUACCCUGAGUACAAGUACCAGCCCCGGAGACGCAAGAACGGCAAACUGACGCCUGUUAAUGAGUCGGACAGCCAGGGGGAAGGGGAGGCCAGUCAUUCCCAGUCCCACUACAAGACCCUGCACCUUGAGCAUAACGGGGCCGCGUCUCCUCUGGGCGAACUGCACCAUCACCACCAUCAUCACCACCACCAUUCUGCAGGUCAAGGUCACAGUCCCCCGACACCUCCUACCACCCCAAAAACAGAGCUACAGUCCGGAAAGUUGUCCGAUUCCAAACGUGAGGGUGGUGCAGGAGCAUCAGGGGGGUCCAGGGGUGCACUGGGAGUGGGGGCUGAUGGAGCGCCUAGUUCUACCUCAUCUGGCGCAAAACCACACAUCGACUUCGGCACGAUGGACAUUGGAGAAAUCAGCCACGAUGUUAUGUCCAAUAUUGAACCUUUUGAUGUGAAUGAGUUUGACCAGUACCUGCCACCCAACGGUCACCCUCAGAGCAGCAGUGGCGCAGCUGCUGGUGGCCCCUCCACCUCCUCAUAUGCCUAUGCUCUGGCCGCUGCAAGCGGGCACUCCGCUUGGCUGUCCAAGCAGCAGUCUCAGACCUCCCCAUCACCCUCAGACCCUGCCAAGGCCCAGAUCAAGAGCGAGUCUGCGUCUGGGAGCCACUACGCCGAAGCCUCGUCCUCCCCUUCCUCUGGCACCCAUGUGACCUACACCCCCUUGAGCCUGCCCCAUUACGGCUCCGCUUUCCCCUCGCUGGCCUCCAGGGCUCAGUUUGAAUACGGGGAGCACCAGGGGCCCGGAGCCUACUACGCUCACUCCAGUCAGGCCCGGGGCAUCGGAAAUGUCUCAAACUUCAUACUGUCAUCCAUCAGGCCGCCGAACCCACCCAAGAGGGGAUCUCCCUCAUGA
Boleophthalmus pectinirostris (great blue-spotted mudskipper) is the source of this 1680-nucleotide messenger RNA. RefSeq names its product transcription factor Sox-10-like. NCBI's taxonomy places the organism in Eukaryota, Metazoa, Chordata, Actinopteri, Gobiiformes, Gobiidae. Gene Ontology annotation, molecular function: RNA polymerase II cis-regulatory region sequence-specific DNA binding; DNA-binding transcription factor activity, RNA polymerase II-specific. The transcript is spliced from 4 exons. Gene Ontology annotation, biological process: morphogenesis of an epithelium; enteric nervous system development; negative regulation of transcription by RNA polymerase II. Gene Ontology annotation, cellular component: nucleus. The coding region runs from base 265 to 1680 and encodes 471 amino acids. The record is from RefSeq and is a predicted model, not a curated record.